Molecule: messenger RNA, 2024 nt
Organism: Cuscuta epithymum
Lineage: Eukaryota; Viridiplantae; Streptophyta; Magnoliopsida; Solanales; Convolvulaceae
Source: the annotation of a GenBank genome assembly
CGCGAACCACAGUGCCUCAUUCAUCUACGCCUACUGUGCCUUAUCCAUCUUCUUCCCUUAUUCUCACUCCUGUACGUGACUCCCAGGUAUCACACCCUCCUACACCUUCUUCCCUUCCCAGCCCAUGUAUGCCUUCGGUUACAACUACCUACCCUGCUACCUCAUCAAACAGUUUUCCAGCCCCAGGUGUGCCUUCGGUUACUGCUACCUACCCUGUUGUCCCAUCAAACAGUUUUCCAGCUCCACUUCCAAGCCCCACUGUCCAUACCCUUCUGGAUGACUCGCCUAGCUCCCCUAUAGGAUCUCCUCAGCCCAGCAUCUAUACCGAAACUGCAGGCAGUCCCUCUCCUCCCCAUGUCGAGCCUAUUUCUCCAGUUACAUGCCCCUCCUCUGCUCCAAUUGUAAAUGUUCAUCCCAUGCAAACCCGGUCCAAAUCCGGGAUUUUUAAACCCAAACCAAUUUUCAAUUUAAAUACAGUUGUUAGCACACAUGAUCCUACUUGUUUUUCAGAGGCUAAUAAAUAUCUUAAGUGGAGAGCCGCUAUGGCUGAGGAAUUUAAUGCUCUCAUCUCGAAUCAUACAUGGGAUCUUGUACCGUUUGAUGCUAGUAAGAAUGUGGUUGGGUCAAAAUGGAUUUAUAAGACUAAAUACUUAUCUGAUGGUUCUGUGGAUCGCUAUAAAGCACGGUUGGUGGCUCAGGGGUUCAAGCAGCAGGCAGGUAUUGAUUUUACUGAAACUUUUAGUCCUGUUGUCAAACCUACUACUGUUCGCCUUGUUCUUUCUUUAGCUGUGUCUUUUGGUUGGCCUGUUCGCCAGCUUGAUGUCAAAAAUGCAUUCUUGCACGGUAAUCUUACUGAAGAAGUAUAUAUGCGUCAACCUGCUGGUUUUGUUCAUCCUCAGUUUCCUACUCAUUUGUGUCGGCUGCGUAAAGCUAUUUAUGGUCUCAAACAGGCCCCACGUGCUUGGUUUUAUCGUUUUAGCAGCUUUCUUCUGUCUCAUGGUUUUGUUUGCAGCCGGUCUGAUAAUUCCUUAUUUAUUUUUCGCCGCCAUUCUGAUGUUAUAUACUUGUUGUUAUAUGUUGAUGAUAUCAUUGUUACAGGUAAUAAUUCUACAUUAGUUAUUCAUUUUUUGUCUCUAUUGGCAAAAUGUUUUGCUAUGAAGGAUUUGGGUGAUUUGCAUUUUUUCUUGGGCAUUCACGCCAGUCGUACUCCCUCUGGUCUGUUUCUCUCUCAGCAUAAAUAUAUAUCUGAUCUUCUUCAUCGUUUUCAUCUUCAUACUUUAAAAUCUGUUCGUUCACCGCUCCCGAGUCGUACCAAACUUUCCCUCACUGAUGGAGAGCUCCUUGCUGAUGCCACAGAAUACAGAAGUAUGGUAUCUACAGGGCACCAUCACACAUGGUUUACUUCUUCAGUCUUCUCGAGGAUCUCCAGCUAUUACUGCUUAUUCAGAUGCUGAUUGGGCUGGGUGUCCUGAUACUGGUCGCUCCACUUGUGGUUAUGCUAUUUUUCUGGGACCCAAUCUCAUCUCUUGGCGGUCCAAGAAGCAGCCCACGGUCUCCCGCUCUUCUACAGAGGCUGAAUAUCGUGCUGUGGCUUUUACAGUGCAGGAUACUAUACACAUUCGCUCCGUUUUGUUCGAGCUUGGGUUCCCUGUUCGUAUGCCUACUACUUUGUUUUGUGACAAUGUUUCAGCUUCAUAUCUUUCUGUUAAUCCUAUUCAGCAUGCUCGGAGUAAGCACAUUAAUAUUGACUACAAUUUUGUUCGUGAACGGGUGGCUCAUGGAGAUCUUUGUGUCAAGUAUGUUCCUACACAGGCUCAGUUGGCAGAUAUUUUUACAAAGUGUUUGUCCCCACAACGGUUUACUCUUCUUCGUGACAAUCUGCGCAUUGUUUCCCCUGCACAGCUUGAGGGGGUGUAAUAGAGUAGAUUAGUUAUUUAUUUAUUUUUCAUAAUUGAGGGACUCCCUUUGUAAUUAUUACUCUUAUUUCCUAUAUAUAUAUCUGCCAGGGCUACCAUUAUGGUUAA